AUGUUUGACUUUAUAUAAAUACCAAAGACAAAGAAGAUGGAGUAAGAACCUCAAAGUAGAGAAGAAAAAAAACUAAGAGAGAAAGAGAAAGAGAGAGGAUGGUGAUAAAGAGAAUAGAGCUAUGCAUAGGGAUUAUGAAGAUAGCAAUGGAGUUCUUGGUGGUGGUGGCUGACGCCGUCAGAACCUUCUUGAGCCACUCUUCUCCGCCUCAUGCUCACCACCGCCAUGGCCUCUACUCUUACUCCCCCUCCCCUUAUCGCCCUUCUUCACCUUACAUCAUCGGCUUUCUUCCCUGAGUUUGUAUAUUGUCUUUAUUUCCUUUGAUAAAUGAAUGUUCAUGUACAUUCAAUAUUACUUAAUUUCCAAAAAAAAUAAGAACUAGUUUUAGUCAUUCUCAUACGUUAUCACUUGAGUUUGUAAUUAUUUGUUUCCUUCUCUAAUUUCGUGUUUUAGGUUCCAGUGUUGAAAUUUUGUUGUGGAAAUAAAAUACUUGUAACCGUGGAUUACGAUAUUAAACUAUUUCUUGCAACA
Molecule: messenger RNA, 531 nt
Organism: Camelina sativa (false flax)
Lineage: Eukaryota; Viridiplantae; Streptophyta; Magnoliopsida; Brassicales; Brassicaceae
Source: RefSeq, a predicted model, not a curated record